GGACAGCAGGGUUGAUUCUAUAUCGGAGUAGGAGAAGGGAGCUUCUGACGUACCUAGGGGAGGUAGCAUCAACCAAGGCAGCAGGAGCAGAUAGCAACCACUGCUGUGUCUGGAAGCAGGGUUACACAGUAGUGAAGAAGACAUCUGGUGAGUGUGAGACAACCAGCAGCCGUCACAUUGUGUCAGGAGGACUGAGCAAAACCCAGAGCCCCAUCUCGGUGCCUCCAACUCACUCACUGAUACAUGAGACAUAAUGACCAGAAGAUCCUGGAACUUACCAAUAAGAUCACCCAGCUGCUGACUGGAGAGGUUCCUAUAAGGUGUGAGGAUGUCACUGUCUAUGUCUCCAUGCAGGAAGGGGAGUAUAUAGAGGAACACAGGAGUCUGUACAAGGACGUGAUGAUGGAGAAUCACCGGCCACUCACAUCACUGGAUGGGGCCAGUAACAGAUAUACCCCAGAGAGAUGUCCCCAUCCUCUGUAUUCCCAGGAUUGUACAGAGGAGAAUCACAUGAUCCCACAGGAGGAUCAGGUAGAACUUCUGUCUGAUAUUAAAACGGAAGACAUAGAAGGAGAAGAAGUGACUGAUAUAAAGGAAGAAGAUACAGAGGGAGAUGAAGAGAUGUAUGUGACUGAUAUAAAGGAAGAAGAUAUAGAGGGAGAAGAAGAGACUUAUCUGAGGGGUGAUCAGCAGUGUAAGGAGGAGGAGAUCCCUACAGAUAUCAGCACAGGAACCUACACACCCCUUUAAAGUCGGAGACAGAGUCGUGGUGAAGGUGCUCCCCAGGAACAAGAGCCCAGGAGACUUCACCUAUGGUCCAGAGACAGAGGUCGUAGCAGUUACCCGGACAGCAGUCCUGACAGAGGAAAGUCCUACCUGGACCCAUGCAUCCCGAGUAAAAAAAGGUUCCUAGACCAGACCUAGAGAGGGAAGCAAGUGAUUCCAGUGAGGUACGAACCGGGGCAGACAGCCCUGACCUCCCACCUAGCGAAGAAAGAAGAACAGAAGAAGAUGAGGAACCUGUCCCCUAUCUUUAUCCUGGGGACUAUCUCGAUAGCCCUACUGGCCCUCAUUCACCUCACAAUAUGUGAAGUCGACAUCACACAAACAGAUGGGGUCCCCACCUUGUGGUACAAUUCUUCCAAUACACACGUAGCCACAUACAUCCUUGAUUAUUUCAUGUUCCCUAAACUUGCUGACAACAAACAUUUCAUACAGCAGAAAAGGAAAUCAGGAAUGUCUGAGACAGUAUAUAUUUGUGUUACUGACGAAUGGUACUAUGACAUUAGAUAUUAUGGAUCUAAUUGUAAUUCCUGGGAAGCUGUGGGGUGGAAUACAGGAGCAGAUUGGAAAUAUGGCCCAUCAUUUGCAAAAAAUAGAUAUAGCAAAUAUCCCCAAAACAAACCUUUAAAGCCCCAUAUUGCCACUUCUAAAGAUAUGGUGGCUAUUACUAACCCUACCUUUGAAGACACCCUAGCUAUUGAAACUGGUUUCUCUGACAUUAAUUUUGGUUGGAAUGGAUGAAGUAUAGUGCUAACAAACACAAUAAAAGCAACUGUUAUGUCUGUGGCAAAUCUAGGCCCCACCUAGGUACAGUGCCCCUUAAUAUACCCCUAGAACAGGAAAAUUGUUUUUUCAGCCUUUUUAAUGACACCAAAACAAAUGACAGUCAGUGCGAAAUGUGGAAAAGGGAAUAUCCCAUAUUGUCAAAAAAUCCCAACCCAGGAAAUACCAUAACCAUAUAUCCUGGAAACUAUACCUGUUAUACAUCUAACAUCACCACAGGGAGAAAUUUAAAAACCUUCCCACCAGGGUAUUGUGCAAAUAAAAGAACAACUGUUUUAGUCAACCAAACUAGAUCAUUAGGCGACAUUUAUUACAUAUGUGGGGAUAUGAAACUUAGAAGUAAAUUAGACACACCAUGGUAUGGUGAGUGUGCCCUGGCCAAAGUCAUAAUGCCACUCCUAAUGAUCACCGAUGACCCCACUCCUCCCUCUAAUACUCCUGCUAAUCGAAAGAAAAGAGCACUCCCAGGAGGUAGCUUUGACCCCCACGUAUACAUUGAUACUAUAGGGGUCCCAAGAGGUGUUCCAAAUGAGUUCAAAGCUAGAGAUGAGGUGGCUGCGGGUUUUGAAUCAUUGUUUCCUAUAGUAACUGUAAAUAAAAACGUAGCCUGGAUUAAUUAUAUAUAUUAUAAUCAACAAAGAUUUGUUAAUGAUACCAAAGAUGCUCUUAAAGGUAUAGCUGAACAGCUAGAAGCCACUUCCCAAAUGACAUUCCAAAAUAGAAUGGCCCUUGACAUGAUUCUAGCAGAAAAAGGUGGUACAUGUGUUUACAUUAGUAAGGUGGAAGGCUGUUGUACAUAUAUUCCUGACAACACUGGUCCCAAUGGUAAGGUUACUUUAGCCAUAAACAAGUUAGAAACCUUAUCCAUAGAACUUAAGAAAAAUUCAGGUAUUGAUAACCCAUGGAGCCAAUAUUUUGGGUGGUUUGAAAAUUGGAAACAGGCUCUUGUGCAAAUAAGCAUAUUCAUACUUGUAACUUUAAUUCUUGUAGGCAUUAUAGUUUAUUGUGUAAUUCCCUGUGGAAAGAAACUUACCUCCAAAGGCAUUGAUAAGGCCCUGAUGUAUUAUGACAUAACCACCAGUCCUGUCACCUCCUCUGAUAGUGAGGGACCCGACGAUUAUGUCCAAUAUCUCAAGAACUGGAGAAACAAGAAAGGAGCCUCACUCAAGAAUCAUGUCAUAUAAUAAUCAUGAUUCUAAGAGGGGAUUGAAGGGUUAAAACAUGCUUUAUGAACUCUUAUGUGUUUGCAAUGGAUGCGUGCUGCCCUGUGUUAGAUGCCUUUGUCUCUCAUACAGAUACCAGGCUUGUGUGGGUCUGGCAUCCAAGGUCAGCUCUAUACUAGAUGAAACCUGCUUUUUCUACUUCUGUGUGUUACUAAAAGAUCUUGUGUUAAGUUCCAUCUGAUGCAACGUAUAUAACAUCUGCCUAGCAACUGCUAUAUCCAAUUAUGUUAUGUCAAGUAUUAACCACCCCUACGUACCCCACUAGGGCACCACCCCUAAGCCAAUGAGCCCUGUUACACUUAUCAGUUACACCCUUAUGUGUUCUCUUUUUAUACCAAUGUUAAACAUUCAAUAAAACAGUGUGAAUUCUUA
Pseudophryne corroboree (corroboree frog) is the source of this 3161-nucleotide messenger RNA. Its product is annotated as gastrula zinc finger protein XlCGF66.1-like. The transcript is spliced from 6 exons. Gene Ontology annotation, biological process: regulation of DNA-templated transcription. The coding region runs from base 244 to 750 and encodes 168 amino acids. Lineage: Eukaryota; Metazoa; Chordata; Amphibia; Anura; Myobatrachidae. The record is from RefSeq and is a predicted model, not a curated record.